UUUGCUGACGUCACAAUAGGAUUCGACGUAAAAAGCUUACUAUGUUUGCAGUGUCAAAUUACAAACAAGCAAAAAGUAUUUUCACCUGUAUGCAGUAUAAAAUUAAACAAACAUUAAAGCUUGUAUUGUCUGUAAAAUAUUCAUUUAUGUGUAAUAAAAAAUAAAGGAAUGAUCAAUAACUAAUCAAUACUAAAUUAAAUUAAGAAGUUUACAUAAAGUUGAAAUAUGGAAAGUUAAAAUUUAUUCAAUUUUCAAAGUAAUGCAAUAUUACUCAUCAUUCUUUGUACAUAGAUAUAAUCUCAUUUGAUUAAUUUUGGCGGAAUUUAAAAAUACGUCAUUUUUUAAAAAAGAAAGUUACGUCACAAUCGUGAAACUGUCAGAGAAUGAAAUAUUCGCAAUGAAAUAUAAGGGGAAGUUUGCAUCCGAGAAAAAGAUAGCGAGUUUGAAGAACUUGGUAUUUAAAACUAAUUCUCAAACAGAAAAAAAGACGGAAGAAGCCCCCGGAUCUUUAACAACCUGCUCAGAUGUAAAUUCAUGGGAGUCAGGGAGGCGAGUUGUUGAACUGAAACUACUAGCGGAAGGUUUGAAAGAGUGUGUUUUUUGCAAAGAACCUCUACAUCUUUCUUCGUGUACUGGUGAAAAAAAAUAUGGACUGGCAUCCAUACUGUACAUUAAUUGUCUGAAAUGCAGCAAUACAAAUUCGGUGCCCACGGGAAAGCGUCACAAUACAAAUGGGAAAGGACCAGCCCGUUGUUUUGACAUCAACACUAAACUAGCAGCAGCUAUGAUUAACGCUGGUAUAGGUGAACAACAGGUCAAUAAUAUAUUGGCAGAACUCAAUCUCCCUACGAUUCAUCACAAGACACUAAAAGAACGAGAGAGGGAGGUCGGCCAUAUCAUAGAGGACAUAGCAGAACAAUCUUGUAAUUCUGCCAUACAAGCCGAGAUUUUGUGUUCAGAGAGUGGCGACGCUUCAAAUCCUUCGGAUGUUGAUAUUGGUGUUUCAAGUGACGGCGGAUGGCAAAAGAGGGGAACUGGUCGUAAUUACAAUAGCUUGUCAGGACAUGUGACUGUUAUGGGUAAGAACACCAAGAAGUGCCUUUCUUACGGCAUCGCAUGCAAGACUUGCAGAAAAUGCAGGAAUCGGAAAUCUUCUUCACGCAAAAACAGUUCAAAAACAACCCAUCGCUGCAGAAGAAAUUGGAGCGGUUCUGCUAAGGGCAUGGAACCCUUCCUGACUGUCCAAUGCUUAAAGUCUCUGAAGGAAAAGGGUUUAGGUGUAAAAACGCUGAUCAUGGAUGACGACACCACCACUUUUGUGAGAGCCAAAAAAGCCAUAUCAGACCAGCUGGAAAAAUGCAGCGACAAAAGUCAUAUUGUGCGCAAUUUUAACAACUCCCUCCAUAAAGUCAAAGAUGGCCACAAGAACUUCUCCACAGCUAACAUUAAUUAUUUCAAAAAAUGCUUUAGCUACGCCAUUGAGCAAAACAAAGAAAAUGUUGAGGGAAUUCGCCAGAAUUUAUUAGCCACCGUUCCUCAUGCUUUUGGGGAUCAUAGCGGAUGUAAUGAGGUCUGGUGUGGAUAUAUCAAAAGUCCCGACACGUACCAACACAAGAGCUUUCCAUCAGGCAAAAGUUUACAGGGAGAUAAACUAAAGGAAACCUUGCUAGAAUUAUUCACUAAACACGCAGAAAAUGCGGAAAAACUAGCUAACCUCGGCUCAUCUAAUGCGAAUGAAAACUUGAACCAAAUAAUAGCUAAAAAGGCACCAAAGUCGCAGCAUUAUUCUGGGUCGGAUAGCCUCUCCUUCCGGGUCGCUGCAGCCAUUUCUCAGAAGAAUGAAGGACACGGAUUUAUUGUAGAGGUAAACAAGGCUUGUUGCCUGUCACCUGGAAAACAGACAGGAGUAAGAGCGGGGUACCUGGACAGAAAGAGGACAAGACAACAGGCCCGACAAAGCUCACGACAGGCAAAGCUGGAUCGACUGCGUCUCAAGGAAGAAAGACAGUCGUCAUUGGCAUCGGCGGAAUUACAUGAAGGCACAACAUAUGAGUCGGGUAUAGACUAUGCAGUCCCCGCAGACAGACAGGAGGAACUGGUCAUGGAUAUACCACUUCCCAGUACACGGCAGCUCAGCAGACCUGUAGACGCACCAGCCUCACCUGACACAAUUAUUGUGGCUGAUCUAGAGACUACUGGAUUUUCUAACAGUAGCAGAAUCAUUCAGAUUGCGGCAGCACCACUUCAUUCAGAGGACAGGUUCAACAGAUUUGUACAACCCGCAAACGGUUUUAUUCCACCAGCAAUAGUAAAACUAACUGGGAUAGAAAUGCACGGAAUGCAGAUGUAUUACCAGCUAAACCCGGUCCCAUCUUGUGGAGAAAGGCAGGCCAUAGCCGAGUUUGCUGAGUGGCUUAGCAGCUUCCCAUCCCCCUUAAUUGUGGCACAUAAUGCACAAUUUGAUGCGCGUAUCUUAGUGUCCUGCUUUACCAGACAUGGUCUGACUGAUAUGUUAAAAAGUGUCGUUGGUUUCUCGGACACAGUGAAAUUUUUCAAGAAAGUACACCCAAAUCAACCAUCAUAUAAACUUCAAGACUUGGCUAAAUCGUUAGCUCCAGAAUUUGAUUCUGCAAAUGCACAUAAUGCUGAAAAUGAUGUUUAUGCGUUGAAAAUCUUGCUGAAAAACACUCCAAAAGCGGAGGAGUCACUCUCUGAGUCAAUCUUCUCUACCGAUUAUGUCAUCGCGAACAACGAAAAGCUAUCAAAUAAGAACAAAAACAUAGGAAGUUUUCAUGAAAUGAUAACUGCAAAGGUGCUUACAAAGGGGCAAAGUUCUACUUUGGCAGGUAAUGGCUUUCAGGCGAAUCAUUUGAAAUUGGCGCUUCAGAGAGGCGGAAGAGAUGGACUCUACGAAGUGUUGAAGGGAAAACUAAAGUCUGUAAAUACAGUUAUAGACAAAAUCAUUUCAUUUUAUGAAGUAUGAUUGUCUACAUGUACGUUUCUUCAAUAAUACAAGUUGAGAUUCAUACACUGUAAAUAAUUUUUCAUUCGUGAUGAGAACUUUAUUGUGCAGAUGAUGUGCUCGCGAAAAUUAAUUUAUUGAACUACAGUAUAUUUUUAUUUUAUUAAUUGUAACAUUUUGAUUUAAAACCAUGGCACAUUUAACUUAAGAUAACACAUAUGUAAAAAAGGUUUACAAAUGCUCUCAAAUCCAAUAAGAAGUUUUUGUGCUCAUAUCUUUGAAGAUUUGUUCUAACUUUUCAGCACUGCUUGAUUUUGUCAAGAAAACAAAUACCAUGACUCUGUUCCAUUGAAAAAGUGUGACAAUUUAGGUUAAUUGAUUAUGACAAUGUCAAUCGAUUAAAAAUUGAAAAUACGGAUUAUACAUGUUUUUUUGAGUGAAUUCUUGAUUACAAUGUUAUUCUGAGACGUACAAAAAUAAUGACGUCGUAAUAACGUUAUAUAACGUCUUAAUGAAAUUAUAUACGUUUGCUACAAAUUUGUAAAACUUUAAAGUUUUUUUGAGAGAAAAUGAGCGAGAACACAUAUUAAUUUUUUUUGAUAGAUCGAUUCUAAAUUUAUCUCACAUUCAUUGUGUUGAGUAAUAUAAAAUUCGUCUGCGCCGUUUUCAUACUAUGAGCAUGGUUUUAAAAUGCGUUUACGGCAAGAAAGGCGCAUUUUGCUAUAUAUUUCAUUGUAAUAGCGUCACCUGUUCUCAUCAACAUUAGUGCCUUUGAAAUACGAUAACAAUAUAACCAAGCGCACGAAUCUCAAAAAACUUUCAGAAAGAAAAAUUCGAAACGAGAGGAUUCAGCAGACAAAUUUUCAGAGUAUGUUUUCAGGCAGACAGUA
This is a messenger RNA of Saccostrea cuccullata (small rock oyster), 3852 nucleotides long. RefSeq lists its product as uncharacterized. Lineage: Eukaryota; Metazoa; Mollusca; Bivalvia; Ostreida; Ostreidae. The record is from RefSeq and is a predicted model, not a curated record. Gene Ontology annotation, cellular component: cytoplasm. The transcript has 6 exons. Gene Ontology annotation, molecular function: nucleic acid binding; 3'-5'-DNA exonuclease activity. The coding region runs from base 398 to 2983 and encodes 861 amino acids. Gene Ontology annotation, biological process: DNA catabolic process.